Messenger RNA from Candida tropicalis MYA-3404, 750 nucleotides. RefSeq names its product ESCRT-I subunit protein (gene VPS28). The coding region runs from base 1 to 750 and encodes 249 amino acids. Lineage: Eukaryota; Fungi; Ascomycota; Pichiomycetes; Serinales; Debaryomycetaceae. Gene Ontology annotation, molecular function: protein-containing complex binding. The record is from RefSeq and is a predicted model, not a curated record. Gene Ontology annotation, cellular component: ESCRT I complex. Gene Ontology annotation, biological process: protein transport to vacuole involved in ubiquitin-dependent protein catabolic process via the multivesicular body sorting pathway. The transcript has a single exon.
AUGGAUAAUUCCCCACCUGAAUAUGCACCAACAUCAACAUCCACAUUUACUGUAUCUAAUGAUGCCACUAUAUACAACCAAGAGGUUACCAGAACAUCGUUGAUCAAAUCACCACUACACAAAUCACUAUAUGAUUCCUUAGCAGAAAUCUAUUCCAUAUUGCCAACAUUGGAAAUGAUUGAAGUAUCAUUCUUGAAAGAUUAUAUAACUGAUAAAGAAAAGUAUAUUUCCACCACAUAUAGGCUAAUUCAUCAAUAUCAAAUGGUAAUCAAAAUGUUUGGUGAGGAUGAGGCCAAAUUGAGUUUAUUAAUUAACGAAGUUCUACCAGGUUUACAACGAGACAUGUCCAAUUUCUUGGAUCUUUUACAAGCUAAGUUUAAUAUUAACUUUCCCCAUGCAGUAAUCCGUUUGAAGAAUGGUUUGCCAGCUACAAUUGAACAAAUAAAUGGGUUACAGCCAAAUAAUGUCAAUUCGAGGUUGGUGGCAGAGAUAACAGGAAAUUUCAUCACUUGUAUGGAUGCAGUUAAAUUGAAUUAUAAAUCAAAGGAUCAGCUACAUCCUUUAUUGAGUGAAUUGGUUUUGAGCUUAAAUGAAUUAAAUGAAGGGUUGGAAUUUAAUGGGAAAUCCAAACUUAUAAACUGGUUAAUUAAAAUAAAUAACUUAACAGGCGAACUUUCACAAGAAGAGGCUGAUUCAUUUUUAAAUGAUCUAGAUGUAGCAUAUAAAGGAUUCUAUACAACGCUAGAAUAG